Megalops cyprinoides (Indo-Pacific tarpon) is the source of this 2451-nucleotide messenger RNA. RefSeq names its product tripartite motif-containing protein 2. The transcript has 12 exons. The coding region runs from base 191 to 2425 and encodes 744 amino acids. Gene Ontology annotation, biological process: negative regulation of translation; proteasome-mediated ubiquitin-dependent protein catabolic process; protein polyubiquitination. The record is from RefSeq and is a predicted model, not a curated record. Lineage: Eukaryota; Metazoa; Chordata; Actinopteri; Elopiformes; Megalopidae. Gene Ontology annotation, molecular function: translation repressor activity; zinc ion binding; protein binding.
CUGAAUUUGGUAGAGGACGGACCGCCAGUUCAGUCAGGAAUUACUUCGUAUGUACUGCGGCUCAGAGAGCGUCUCGUCUCUUCGACUCCGUGAUCCGCAUAUUUUGCUGGAAGGGAGUGGACACGAUUCGUAGAUGUUCCGGAACGGCGCUGGGUGAGAGGACGCGGGACCCCUAUGUCAGAGUUUUAGGAUGGCCAGUGACGGCUCCAGUAUCCCCAGUCCUGUGGUGCGCCAGAUUGACAAGCAGUUCCUGAUCUGCAGCAUCUGCCUGGAUCGCUACGACAACCCCAAAGUCCUCCCGUGUCUGCAUACCUUCUGUGAAAGGUGCCUGCAGAACUACAUCCCGGCCCACAGCCUGACCCUGUCCUGCCCCGUCUGCCGCCAGACGUCCAUCCUGCCCGAGAAGGGCGUGUCCGCCCUGCAGAACAACUUCUUCAUCACCAACCUGAUGGACGUGCUGCAGAGGUCGCCCGGCGGCAGCAGCGAGGACUGCGCCGUGCUGGAGACGGUCACGGCCGUGGCCACCGGGCAGCCCCUGUCCUGCCCCAAUCACGGAGGCAAUGUGAUGGAGUUCUACUGCCCCCCGUGUGAGACAGCCAUGUGUCAGGAGUGCACGGGCGGGGAGCACGCGGAGCACGACACCGUCCCGCUGAAGGACGUGGUGGAGCAGCACAAAGCCUCCCUGCAGGAACAGCUCGAUGCCGUCAAACGCAGGCUGCCGGAGAUCGACUCGGCCCUGCAGGUCCUGUCGGAGAUCCUGCAGCAGCUGACCAAUCAGAAGUCGUCCAUCGAGGAGGACAUCCACGCCACCUUCGACGAGCUGCAGAAGACGCUGAACGUGCGGAAGAGCGUGCUGCUGAUGGAGCUGGAGGUGAACUACGGUCUCAAACAGAAGGUGCUCCAGGCCCAGCUGGACACCCUGCUGGAGGGCCAGGAGGGCAUCCACAGCAGCUGCAACUUCACGGAGCAGGCCCUGAGCCACGGCUCGGAGGCCGAGGUCCUGCUGGUGAAGAAACAGAUGAGCGAGCGGCUGAGCGAGCUGGCCAGCCAGGACUACCCGCUGCAGCCCGAGGAGAACGACCAGCUGGACUUCCUCAUCGAGACCGAGGGCCUGAAGAAGUCCAUCCAUAACCUGGGCACCAUCGUCACCACCAACGCCGUGGCCUACGAGACGGUGGCCAGCGGCGAGGGCCUGCGGCAGUGUGUGGUGGGCCACCCCACCUCCGUCACCAUCACCACCAAGGACAAGGACGGCGAGCUGUGCAAGACGGGCAACGCCUGCCUGACGGCCGAGAUCUGCACGCCCGACGGCAGCGUGGCCGACGGCGAGAUCCUGGACAACAAGAACGGCACCUACGAGUACCUGUACACCGUGCUGAAGGAGGGCAACUUCACCCUCUCACUGCGCCUCUACGACCAGCACAUCAAGGGCAGCCCCUUCAAGGUGAAGGUCACCAAGUCCGCCGACGUCUCGCCCACCACCGACGGCGCCAAGAAGCGGCUCAAGUCUCCGGGCAGCGGCCACGUCAAGCAGAAGGCCAUCAAGCGGCCGGCCAGCAUGUACAGCACGGGCAAGAGGAAAGAGAACCCCAUCGAGGACGACCUGAUCUUCAGAAUCGGGACAAAGGGACGAAAUAAAGGGGAAUUCACCAAUCUUCAGGGUGUAGCAGCAUCUUCAGUUGGCAAAAUUUUGAUAGCAGACAGUAACAAUCAGUGUGUUCAGAUCUUUUCCAAUGAUGGACAGUUUAAAAGUCGGUUUGGGGUGCGGGGUCGUUCUCCCGGGCAACUGCAGCGUCCAACGGGUGUGGCUGUCCACCCCAACGGUGACAUCAUCAUCGCCGACUAUGACAACAAGUGGGUCAGCAUCUUCUCCGGUGAUGGCAAGUUCAAGGCAAAGAUUGGCUCGGGGAAGCUGAUGGGGCCAAAGGGCGUGUCUGUCGACCGGAACGGCCACAUCAUCGUGGUGGACAACAAGGCCUGCUGCGUCUUCAUCUUCCAGCCCAACGGCAAGAUCGUCACCAAGUUCGGCAGCCGCGGGAACGGUGACAGGCAGUUUGCAGGACCUCACUUUGCUGCUGUGAACAGUAAUAAUGAAAUCAUCAUUACAGACUUCCAUAACCACUCUGUGAAGGUAUUUAACUCAGAGGGGGAGUUCCUGCUGAAAUUUGGGUCCAACGGUGAAGGGAACGGGCAGUUCAAUGCCCCAACGGGGGUGGCAGUCGACACUAAUGGCAAUAUCAUUGUGGCAGACUGGGGAAAUAGCCGGAUACAGGUGUUUGAUGGCAGUGGCUCCUUCCUGUCCUACAUCAACACAUCGGCAGACCCCCUGUACGGACCGCAGGGCCUGGCUCUCACGUCGGACGGCCAUGUUGUGGUCGCCGAUUCCGGGAACCACUGUUUUAAAGUGUACCGCUACCUUCAGUGACCCCCCCCCUCCCCAACCAAUCCCCA